Molecule: messenger RNA, 7544 nt
Organism: Xiphophorus maculatus (southern platyfish)
Lineage: Eukaryota; Metazoa; Chordata; Actinopteri; Cyprinodontiformes; Poeciliidae
Gene: trip11
Product: thyroid hormone receptor interactor 11
Exons: 21
Coding region: 451-6312 (1953 amino acids)
Biological process (GO): endoplasmic reticulum to Golgi vesicle-mediated transport; Golgi organization
Cellular component (GO): Golgi apparatus
Molecular function (GO): small GTPase binding
Source: RefSeq, a predicted model, not a curated record
CCGCGUCCACGUCAAAUCUGUCAGCAGAGCAGAGCUGAUAAUGGCUGCAGUUGAGGUGGCACUUUUAGGUCUUCAGACCGCUAAAAAACUCCCCCACUUAUGACUGAAACUUUCCGCAGACAACAGCGACUCCAGCAGAAACCGAAAUAUAAACGUAAUGGCUGCGUUAUUCUACUAUAAUGUCUCGUAACUCGCUUGUCCUCCCGGAUUCCUUCAGGGGACCGAGCAGCUGUUGUUAGCCGGGUUUAGUGCUUGCUAAGUGAGCGUCUGUCGGCAGUGAAGUCGCCGCGUUUCACAGCCAAACAAGUGGAUUUUAACACCGGCGUAAAUGUCAAGCAGAGUUUAUAGUUUAGCUUACGUGUACGCUCCGUCCUCGGCGUAUUUCAGCUCAAACCGUGGCUAGCUGUCCGACGUCCCGCGGACUGGUUUUGUUUUUGUUUGGUCCUCAGGAUGUCUUCCUGGCUGGGUGAGUUGGGCUCCGGCCUCGGCCAGUCUCUGGGACAGGUCGGGGGCAGCCUGUCGUCGUUCACCGGGCAGAUAUCAAACUUUACCAAAGACAUGCUACUCGAAGGAGUGGAAGAAGUCGGAGAUGCUGCCACAGAAUUACACGUGUCCAAUUCCAAGUUGGCUGAGGUGGAGGCUGCGUUUUCCACUCAAAAAUCAGAGCAUGAAAGGCUGAAAAAACGUCACGCAGAGCUAGAGGAGAAGCUGGAGGCCUCAGAGAUCCAGAUUAAACAACAGUCUGCAGAAUACAGAACCCUCCUGCAGCAGAAAGAUGUGGAGAUCAGCCACCUAAAAGCUCGACAAAGCGGCCUCCAGGAAGAAGUCCAGAAGCUGCAGCGGUCGGCGCAGUCGGCCGCCUCCUCUCCAGCGGUGCUGCCGGUGACCACCGCCUCCCUGACCGCCACCUCCUCCUCUCCUUCCAUCUUCCUGACGCGCUCCGCAGGGUCUCAUCACGGCUUCCAUAGCGACGAAAUGGACAUCAGCGACGUCCUUUGGUCGCAGCAGGAAAUCAACAAGCUGUCCACAGAAGUGAUGCGUCUAGAGGCGGAGGUGGCGCACUGGAGGAGAAUGUCGCAGGCAUCAACAACCCCAGGAACUGGUAAUGGUGACCAGGGGGAGAUUCUCAAACUACAAAGAACUAUUAAGGAGUUACGGGACGAAAUGAGUCGAGAGGUGGAUGAACACCAGCAUGAGCUGGCGGCUCUGCAGGACGCCCAGCGGCAAAAGCUGGCGGAGGUCACGCGCCGCCACAGAGAGGAGCUCGCAGAGUACGAGGAGAGGAUAGAGGAGCUGGAGGAGCAGAAUCGCAGUGGGGACGGUCAGGUCAGCUCUCCGUCGGAUUCCUCCAAACUGCCUGAGCUCCAGGGAAACGUCCAGACUCUGCAGGAAGCAGCGGAGCGGCGCGAGAAGCAGCUGGCCGAGCUGUCUGCCAGUCUGGAGGACGCGCGGAGGAACCAGGCCUCCCUGCAGCUGGAGAGGGACGACGCCCUGGAGGAGAACGCGGGGCUGCUGCAGAACUACUCGCGCCUGCAGGCCUCCGUGGCUGAACUGCAGACACGAGUCCAGGAGCAGGAGGGGAAGGCUCUGCAAAAAACCCAGUUUGAGCAUGAGAUUCAGACGCUUAGAAAUAACUUAGCAGCUGCAGAAAAAGAAAUAGAGAGACUCAAGGACUUUUCUGAGGCAGAGCCGAGAGAAGAGGUUGAGCAUGCAGACAUCUUGGAACUGAACACCAUUAUAGGGAUGUUGAGGCAAGAAAAGGAAGUCCUAGAACAAGAAAAGCUUGAGCUGCAACACAGACUGACGGUAGCAGGGGAGCAGACGGUUUGCAAAAAUGCGUCGCUGAUGGAGUCUGGUGAGGCGGAGUCCCUGGAGGAUCUGAAGGCGGAGCUUGAGAGGAGAGAGAAGGUCCUGAGAGCCACCGAGGAGGAGCGGGACACCCUCAUGUCGGAGCUGGAGGAGUUGGACCGGCAGAACCAGGAAGCAACACAGCAUUUGAUCACCGCAAAGGAGCAGCUCUCUGGCCAGUUGAAGGAAGCUGAGGCGGAGCUGAUCAGAACGACCGCAGAGCUCAGCGCCUCCAAGGACCAGAAAGGAGCGCUGGAACGAGAGCUGGAGACCCAGAAAGAGAAAACGAGCCAAAGCGCGUUCACCCUCAAUGACCUCCACAUGGCCAAACAGCAGCUGGAACAGAGGGUGAAGGAACUGAAAGACGCGUUGGGACGUGCGAACGAGCAGAGUCGGGAAGUGAGGCGAGAAGCGGCUGAGCUGAAGAAGACCCUGCAGAAGCGGGAGGAGCAGCUAGCCGCUGCUAAAGCAGAGACGGCUCAUGGAGGAGAGAGUCGGACGGAGGAGGAGCUGGCGGGGAAGGAGAGGGAGCUGUCGGACCUCAGGAGAGAAAUGGACCAAAUGAGGAGCGCCUACGAAAAGGGGAUGUCUGAAGAGUAUGAGGUAAAGAUGGCGAACCGGAGGUUGAAGGACGAGCAUGAGAAUGCUUUGAGGAAGUUAGAGGAGCUAGGCAAGCAGCUGAAAGAAAACCAGGCCGCUCUAAACAGGACAACAAGGGAGAAAGACACUCGUAUCGAAGCGCUCAAGCUGGAGAAGAACCAACUCGAACUGGAGCUGUCGCAGGCUGAGAGAUCGCUGUCAGAGCAGGUGAAACAGUACCAGCAGACCAUCGAGGAGCUGACCCGAGCCAGAUCCAUGGACGCCUCGGCUUUGCAAACCGAGCACGAGUCGGCCAUCAAGCUUAACCAGGAGAAAGACCUGGAGAUCGCCAAACUGAGGCGAGACGUGGAGCAGCUGGCGUCGGACCACAGAGACACCAACGAGAUGCUCUCGAUCACCGUCGCGGGGCAGAAGCAGCUGACGGACUUGCUGCAAGAGAAGGAUGUCUUUGUGGAAACUUUGAAACAGAACGCGGAGGAUAUACAGAGAGAGAUGGAGAACAGGGUGUCAGCCAUGACCAAAGAGGUAGACGUCCUCAAACAAGCGGUGGACGAAAAGGAUAAGCAGCUGGGAGGGAUGAAGGAGGAGAGCAGCCAUCUGAAAGAGGAGAUCGAUCGGCUGAGGGAUCAGCAGAGCAGACCACAACCACUGGCCGAACCCAAGACUCUGGACAUCAUCACCGAGCUGGAGACAGAGAUCGCCCAGCUGAAGUCGUCCAGGAACGCGCUGGAAGACGAAGUCCGGUCGCUGAAGAGAACCUCGGAGGAGCAGCAGGCGUCUCUGCAGGCUCAGCGGAGCGAGCUGGAACAGGCCGCGGUUCGCCACCAGCAGACGGCGCUCGACUACGACAGACUCAUUCAAGCCAAAGACGAAGAGAUAACCCGCCUCCAGCAGAGCGUGGACCAGGGUCACCUCCCGGCGUUCCAGGGAGACGUCAUCCUCCAGGAGGACAAGACGUGGUCUCUCAAUCAGGACAACGGCAACGAGAAGCACGACCUGUCCAAGGCCGAGAUAGAGAAAUUGGUCCGCGGCAUCGAGGAGAAAGAGACCGAGAUCGUCCAGCUGAACGAGAAAAACCUCUUGCUCACCAGGCAGCUGGAACAGCUGGCGUUCUCUCGCGACGAAGUGGGCAAACUCUCCCAAAUGAUCCGGCAGAAAGAUCUGGAGAUCCAAGCGCUCCAUGCCCGGGUCUCGUCGGGUCAGGACGUCCUCUACCUCCAGCAGCAGCUGCAGGCGUUCGCCGUGGAGCGCGAGCAGAUGUUGGCCGUGCUCAACGACAAGACGAGGGAGAACGGGCAGCUGCGCUCUGACUACCACCGCCUGGUGGACGUCGUGGCCGCUAAGGAAGCCGCCCUGGUGAGGCUGCAGCAGGAGAACCAGCGGCUCUCCAACGUGAGCGACCCCUCGGGGAGCCAGGAGAUGUUCAAGGAGACCAUCCAAAACCUGUCCCGCAUCAUCAGAGAGAAGGACAUCGAGAUCGACGCUUUGACUCAGAAGUGCCAGACCUUGGUGACCGUCUUGCAGUCGAUGGGAGGCGAGGCCGGCGCUGCGUCCGGCGGCGUCAGCAGCAACCAGUUCGAGGAGCUUCUUCAGGAGAGGGACACGCUGAAGCAGCAGGUGAAGAAGAUGGAGGAGUGGAAGCAGCAGGUGAUCACCACGGUCAAGAACAUGCAGCACGAGUCGGCGCAGCUACACGAGGAGCUGAUCAAGCUGCAGGGCCAGGUGUCUGCCGACAGCGACUGCAGCUCCAAGCUGUCCGUCGACUACGCCCGACUGAUCCAGAGCUACGAGCAGAAGGAGAGGAGGCUGGGAGGUUUGAGUUUGGAGCUGGCGCAAGUCCAGCAGACCAUCAGUCAGCUCAGCAGCACCAAGGAUGUGCUGCUGGGGAAACUGGAUAGCGUUGCGCAGACUCCCGAGGCCGCAGCACCGACCGCCCAAAUGAGAGCUCUCAAUCUUACAGCUGAGCCCCAAACUCAACAGACCACCGAAGUUCUGCAAGCGCAGCUGGCUGAGAAAGAAAACCUAAUCAGGACCCUUCAGGAGAACAACCACCGGCUCUCCGACGCAGCGUCCGCCUCAGAGAGCGAGCAGAGGAGUCAGGCUGAGGAUGUCCGCCAGGUCCGGGACAGACUGGAGUCCCUGCAGAGGUCAGUGAGGGAGAAAGACCUGCUCAUAAAGACCAAAGGAGACCAGCUGAGCCAAGUGAGCGAGGCGCUGCGCAACCGCGAGAACGACAACGAGGUUUUGAAGCAGGCCGUGACCAACCUGAAGGAGCGGGCGCUCAUCUUGGAGUUGGACGCAAGGAAGCUGAAGGAGGAGAACGAGCAGGUGGCGGCUCGCUCUCGGGAGAAGGAGUCGGAGUUCAGGGCUCUGCAGGAAACAAACAUGCAGGUUUCGCUUCUGCUCAGAGAGAAGGAGUUUGAGCUGAGCUCGAUAAGCGAGAAGGCCGCCACGGUGGAGCGGAUGCUCAAAGACAAAGAGCUGGGUAAAUCCGGUGAACUGAAUCAGCUUCUGAACGAACUGAAGUCCAUGCAGGAGAAAGCGGUGAUGUUCCAGCAGGAGAGGGACCAGAUGAUGAUGGCGCUGAAGCAGAAGCAAAUGGAGACCACAGCGCUACAGUCUGAGCUGCAGCACACGAGGGAUAAAGAGCAGCGGCUCAACCUGGAGCUGGAGAGGCUGCGCAGCCACCUGCUGGAGAUCGAAGACUCCUACACCAGGGAAGCCCUCGCUGCGGAGGACCGGGAGACGGAGCUGCGCAGGCGGGUGGCGCUGCUGGAUGACAAACUGGCCACGUCGUCGAAUGCCGUGGAAAACGCCAGCCAACAGGCCAGCAUGCAGGUGGAGUCUCUCCAGGAACAGCUGAGCAAUGUGGUGAAGCAGAGGGACGACGCACUUUUACAACUCAGAACCUCUCAGGAACAAGUCAGGCAGUAUGCAGUGUCGCUCUCAAACCUGCAGAUGGUGCUAGAGCAAUUCCAGCAAGAGGAGAAAGCCAUGUACUCGGCAGAGCUGGAGAAGCACAAAAAGGAGAAGGACGAGUGGAAGAGAAAAGCUCUCCUGCUUGAAGACCAAGCAUCUGCGCUGCAGCUGAACUUGGACGAAGCCAACGCUGCUCUAGAUUCGGCGUCUCGCCUCACAGAUCAGAUCGAUCAGAAAGAGGAGCAAAUCGAAGAGCUAAAGAAGCAAGUGAAUGUGAGGCAGGAGAUGCUGGAGGAGGCACAAAAGAAACUCAUGAACCUUCUCAACAGCACAGAAGGAAAGAUCGACAAGGUUCUGAUGCGCAACCUGUUUUUGGGCUACUUUCACACGCCUAAAACGAAGCGGGCCGAUGUGCUGAGGCUCAUGGGAAGCGUGUUGGGACUGAGCAGAGAACAAGUCGAUCAGAUGUUGGAGGACGAUGCCCGCCACGGUGUUGGCGGGUGGGUAUCGAGCUGGCUCGGAGGCAGAGGAGCUCAGAGUGUGCCGAAUACGCCACAGAGGCCCACCAGUGGCCCGGGGCUGAACUCGUCUUUCUCCGAGAUGUUUGUGAAGUUCUUGGAGAUGGAGUCGACCCCGUCGCUCCCGGCGCCGAGGCUCCCGGUCCACGACAUCAGGCCUCUGAGCGCACCGCCUCCUGGGAGAACCGGUGGCUCUUCUUCAGGCUCCGCGGGAGCUGCGGCUGGCAUCAGGAGACCCGGUGAAUCCAAUCCGUUCCUGGCUCCUCGUUCUGCUGCGGUGCCGCUGGUGGCCGGUCCUGGCCCCGCCGGCUCGGGAGGUCACCUGCUGAUGAAGCCCAUCACUGACGCUCUGCCCACCUUCACCCCUGUGCCUGUCUCAGCCGAGGCCAGCGCUGGAGCCGUGCUCAAAGACUUGCUAAAGCAGUGACCGGGGCGGCCCCCCGGCUACAAAUGCCACACAGAUGUCUUAAUUUAUCCAAUAUGAGUUCGGCACUAAAAAACUUGACGUUAUUGAAGCGCCUCUGCUCCCUCUUGCUGCUGUUUUCUUACAUUGAGCAGCAAUAAAACGCCGAAGUUUAACAUAAAGUCUGGGAAAACUUGGAAACUAAAGCAGGAAUAUUUUUUUCUUCCCUCUAUGCAAAAGACAAUUUAGACUCAACAUUAUUUUCAGGUUCAGACCCACAAAUUUGCAUCUCACGCCAAAAGGAAUGAAUGAAAUUACGUUUCACGUGUGAAACAGAGUAAAUCCCAGCAGUUCUGAGCAAAAGUGACCUUAGAAACUCAGUGUAGGAGUACAAAGCGUGAGGCUGAGGCUCUGUUUGCAAGAGGAAACAUGCCCGCCGGGUUUCACCCCCUCCAUUUGCAUUUAACUGCUUGUAUUUUCUUGUCCUGUUAGUAUUACUUCAACAAUUCAGCAAGUUUUCCUCUGAUCGUGGACGAAAACUAAAAUCUCUGGCAGCAGCACACUACAUGGAGAUUUAUGCGAGUCAGUACAUCUGCUGAAACCAUAAGGAUUUUUUAUUUAUUUUUUUUCCCUGGUUGAAAGGCUUAGUGUUUUCCAGACAGCCAGACUGUGAUAUGCAAUAGGCAUAAUUAUGGCUGCUGACUGUGGUUUAUCAGAGGGUUUAGACUGCUCUUUAUGUUCACAUACAGCACUAUUAUACAGUUACAUAUAUGUAAAUGGGUAAUGUAGGUUUCUUUAUUUUAUUUUCUUUAGUUGUAGGCACAGAGGAUGCUUUAGAAGUCAAGUGCCUGCAUUUUUUGAAAAUUUGAUAGUUGUAUAAUCAGAAGUGUAAAUGGUUAAUAUAAAUAUAUAUUUACAAACUAAAACAAAAAGAAGGGGGGAAAAAGAGCCCGCACAUUUUUGAAGUUUUGUGUAAUCGGAUCAGCGUGCGACUGCGCCGCUCCACAUUUUUGUACAGGCAUCAAUCAGCCACUGCAGAAGACAUGUUACAGGAGGAGUCCAGGUGUGUUGAUGAAAUGUAAAAACUGUAAAUCCUGACUUGAAAGAAUUUUUUAAUCUUUUUUUCUUGGAUGUAAAAAAAAAUCUGAAACUGAGAGAAGAUGAUUCAGAUGACCUUGGAUUGUCUUGGGCUAAGAUCGGUACCCGUGACUUAAUUAGGAUCUGGCGUUAAAUAAAGGAGCCACUGGUGACCCGGC